UUUUAAAUUUAUUUUCAAGCAUGCACAUGAACCAAAGGAUCAUUUAUUUAGUAGCAUAUGUUUUAUGAGAUUAAAAUCAGUCUUAUUGUUAUUUCUUGUGAAGAAGGCUAAUUUCAUACUAGAUUUUGUCUAUUUCCAGUGUUAAGUUGAGUAAAUGCUGUGGAUGUAUCGCAAUGAGUUUUUCUUCAGUCGGUGAUUUUGAAAUUCAAGAAGAUUUUGUACAGUAUUUAUCAGCAAGAUACUUCAAUAAUGAUUACUGUACAUGGCUGGAUCUAGUACUUAUUUCAAUAAAUCCUUUGAAAAAAUUGCACGUUACUGAGAAUAUAAAUAAUGCUCUGAAGAAAGCACUCAAGGGUGAAUCAUUGAUUGGAACCAAUGUGCCCCACAUCUACAGUGUUGUUCACAGAGCAUUGUGCUACCUUUCUGUCAACCGCCAAGACCAGAUUAUUGUAUUCAGUGGAGAUUCAGGCUCUGGAAAGUCGCACGCUGCUGAAGAGGCUCUCAACUUUAUUGCUGACGUUGACACUCCGCUAAAUCAAAUUUGUCACGCACAGACAUUGCUGUCCUGCUUCGGGAAUGCAGCGACUGAAUACCACGGCAACAGCUCACGAUUUGGGAAUCUACUACUGCUUAACUACAGCGAGCUCUCCAAGACAAUUCUCAAAGCAAGAUUAAGAACGUAUCUUUUGGAGAAAACAAGAGUGUCUUCGCCUUCCGUUCGCAAUUUUCACGUGUUCUAUCAGUUAAUCGUUGCUUGCAAAUCGACUGGACAAGAUGGCCUGUAUUUGAAUACUGAUAGAAAGUUCAGAAUCCUUCCCGGACAAAUCACAGCCGAUGAUGAGAACGGCUACAAGAAAAUGUUCAAAGCCUUUGCGGGUCUCGACUUCGAUUGGCCGACCAUCAAAAGCAUUUUCGAAGUUAUAUCUGGUAUCCUGCAUCUUGGAAAUAUUGUGUUCAAAUCUAGUGAGGAGUCUGGUUUCCAUGCUGAGGUCAAUUGGGAAGAGUCAUACGAUGAUUUGCAAAGAGCUUGUGAACUUCUCGGAUUCGAGUCAGAAAUGUUAGCACUGAUCCUGACCAACAGUUUGAUCUCAUUCGACAAGCACGAGAGUCGAACCAUCCAAAUUCCGGUCACUUCGACCAGAGACGCCACCACCAGGAGAGAUGCUCUCAUGAAGCUGUUGUAUUCGCUUCUCUUCAACUGGAUUGUAUCUUACAUAAACAACAAAUUCGACCGAGGGGAUACCUUGACCACAUUUAAACUAGGACUUCUAGAUAUUUAUGGCUUUGAAAUGUUGUCAAGAAACAGUUUGGAACAACUUUGUAUAAAUUAUGCCAAUGAACGUCUACAUAACUACUUUGUACAAGAUAUUCUCGUUCAGAAGAAGAAGAUAUUGGAAGAUGAAGGUAUACUCUCUGAAUUAAACACUGAUAUGGAAGAAGAUUACAGCAAGAAGGCAAUUGCAAGGAUAAAUUUGCUUGAUGCACCAAACUCGGUUUUCAGUGUAUUAAAUGAAGGUUCAUUACUGAUACACCAUUGUGAAGGAGAAGAAGUUUGCCAUAAGCUUGAGAAUUUACCAGAGAAUGACCUGAUCAAAGUAGAUAGGUACAAUGAGAAGUUUGUCAUAAAGCAUUUUGCAGGAAACGUCACCUACAACUCGAAUCACAUGGUUGAGAAGAAUAGCGAUAAAGUUCCCAAUGAGCUCAUCAACAUUCUUCUCAACAGUUCUAAGGAGUUCGUGAUAAAGCUUGUCGCUGAGGAUAGCAGUCACACCUUAAAACAUACUGUUCUGGGAAAGUUCAAGAGAUCUCUUGACCUCCUGAUGCUGGAAUUGAAAAACGCGGAGGUGCAUUAUGUACGCUGUAUCAAACCCAACGUACAAAUGAAGCCAGGUUUAAUUGAUAAACAGUUUUUUGAAAAACAGUUACGAUCAAGUGGAAUCACAGAAGCCGUGAAGCUUUGUGGUCACUGCCUUCCUAUCAGGUUGAAUAUUGGAAGAUUCUGCUCUCAUUUUGGGUGUUUGAUGAAUGGAGGAAAAAUAAUGAACGAUGAUAUUAACAAGUUGAAGUAUUUCAAGAAAUGGGCAGAUGAUUUGGAACUGAAUCAUCAAAUAGGUGAUAGUGAGAAUAUAUUCUUGGAAGAGAUAGUUUUCAAAGACUUGGAAAAUAAAGUUCAAUUUCUUAAAAGGCAUUCAUCAAGAAUCAUACAAAAAGCAUGGCUCAGAUACAGACAUAAGACUUGCAAAAGCGUUUCACCUUCAUCCUCCGUCGUUCAAAAGUAUUCAAGUCCGAGGCAACUUGAUAUUGGAGAAUUAGAAGAAACAAAUAACUACAACGUGCGACUAGUUUUGAACAGCGAUAUUGGCAGGUUGCAGUGUUCAGAAGAUUUAAUAGAUGAGAUGAAUCGAUCAUCAGAAUUACAGAGAUUAUUAUCCUUGCAGAGUUCUAACAAUGAAAAUAUAGAAUCUAGUACCAUAUUGGAAUUAAUUGAAGACGAAUCGUUCCCCACAAAUCAAAAUCACUUGCCAGCACUCCCAGCACCACCAAACUCAGAGCAAGCUCAAAUCCAAAAUCCAUUCGAUUAUAACGAAAUCAAUGCAUUCUCAUCGUCUGUUGUCUCUGAGUCAUCUGAUUCGCAUAAACCACAAAUACCACAGAUGAAUUGUGCCCAAUUUGAUUAUGACGAAAUUUAUACAUUCCCAUCGUCUGUUGAACGUGAGCCAUCUGAUUCGCAUAAUCCACAAAUGAACUCUUCAAGAAAAAUUUCAUCAGAGUUGAAAGAAUAUCGACUAACUGGAAAGUUAAAAAAGAAAGAAGUCUCAUGCAUCAGUUCAAAUCAGUACAAUUAUAAACUGUUGAAAAAAAUAGUCACCUCUGAAAAAAGAGUUGGAACUGAAGUGUUCUUCAUGAGCAAUACUGGUAUUGUCAGCAGAAGAGCAUUGGCUAAGGUACCUAUUUGGUUUCACACAAAGAAGACUUGUAUCCCCUAUUCACAUAUAGUUCAUUUUCUUUAAAGGACUGGAAAA
Nilaparvata lugens (brown planthopper) is the source of this 3023-nucleotide messenger RNA. Its product is annotated as unconventional myosin-XIX. The record is from RefSeq and is a predicted model, not a curated record. Gene Ontology annotation, biological process: vesicle transport along actin filament; actin filament organization. The transcript is spliced from 14 exons. NCBI's taxonomy places the organism in Eukaryota, Metazoa, Arthropoda, Insecta, Hemiptera, Delphacidae. Gene Ontology annotation, cellular component: cytoplasm; actin cytoskeleton; myosin complex. The coding region runs from base 174 to 3011 and encodes 945 amino acids. Gene Ontology annotation, molecular function: actin filament binding; microfilament motor activity; ATP binding.